Apis cerana (Asiatic honeybee) is the source of this 7718-nucleotide messenger RNA. RefSeq names its product leishmanolysin-like peptidase, invadolysin (gene Invadolysin). Gene Ontology annotation, biological process: cell adhesion; proteolysis. Gene Ontology annotation, cellular component: membrane; cytoplasm. The record is from RefSeq and is a predicted model, not a curated record. NCBI's taxonomy places the organism in Eukaryota, Metazoa, Arthropoda, Insecta, Hymenoptera, Apidae. Gene Ontology annotation, molecular function: metalloendopeptidase activity.
GGCGGCUCGAGUGCGGUUGAAGAUGCAAUGCGGCACCGUCGUAUUGCUACUCGUUGUCAUCAUCGUGGUGUGUGGUGUGGAUUUUGUGUGUGGAAUGUUCGAGCAUCGUCACUGCAAUCAUCAGCAUCCUCGGGCACACGAGUUCAAGGUCGAUGGUGGGAGUGUCGUCGUUAUCGAUACUUCUCUCAUGUGUAUGCAUAUAAAUUUAUAUCAAAUGUAAAAAUAUCGGAUGUGCAAAUAUAUGUGAUUAUUGACUUUUGUAAUGCAAACUUAUUUUCGAAGUGAUUUCUUUCAAUAUCAUUUUUGACGAAUUUAAAUGUAUCGUGGUGAAGUGUUCCUCAUAAUAUGUGUACUUACCAUAAAACUGUGAUUUUAAUCAUGUGAAGAGAAAGGUGAACUUGUUUUCAUACAUCAGUGAACCACGUGUUUUGUGAACGGGCACGUGCCCUUGUCUUUAAUCGUACGAGUUUUUACCAUUUACGCUCCGUUUCGCUUCUACGUUAUUCACGGUGUUCACAUAGAACCAGCACAUGAAGUAAGAAAGCGUAGUAUCAGUCAACCGGUUAGAAUCCUGUUAUCGUACGACGAAAGCGUUUACAGGUUGGACGACGAAAAACUGGAUCUCAUCAACAAUACCAUUUUACCCGAAGCAGUGCACUUUUGGGAGCGGGCACUCAUGGUCCGCGAAACAAAAAGCACUAUUAGAUUAAGCAGGAAAUGCGAAAGUAGCCAAGUGUUUGUUAAAGACCAUCACACUCACUGUAUAGAUACCUGUCGGCCCAUUACGAUGUGCGGCGAAGUUGUCGUACCUGAAGAUCACCUCGACGUUUGUAGAACGUGUAACGCAACAGGGCAUAAUUGCGGUAUAGCCGAAGGAAGCAAGGCAGGCCCCGGUAUAGACGGAGCUGAUUUUGUUUUCUACGUAUCCGCGAUGCAAACCGAAAGAUGCCAUAAAGGAUUAACCGUGGCUUACGCGGCCCAUUGCCAACAAGAAGCGGCAUUGGACAGACCGAUUGCUGGUCAUGCCAAUCUAUGCCCGAAAAGCAUAAGCACGAAACCACAAGAGCUCGAAACUUUGCUAAGUACCGUGAAACACGAAAUAUUACACGCCUUGGGAUUUUCCGUCAGUUUGUACGCCUUCUAUCGAGAUGAAAAUGGAGAACCUAGAACUCCGAGAAGAAGCGACACAGGGAAACCAUUCUUGAACGAAAAGUUGCAAACGCAUCAAUGGAGUGAAAAUACGAUUCGAACCGUAGUCAGGCCAUAUUGGCAAGUGCAUGGAGGCUACGUAGAAAGAUCGAUACAAAUGAUAGUGACACCGAGAGUUCGUGCCGAAGUUCAAGCUCACUUCAAUUGUCCGGAGCUGGAAGGCGCGGAGCUAGAGGAUCAGGGGGAAGAUGGCACGGCAUUGACGCAUUGGGAAAAACGAGUAUUCGAGAACGAAGCAAUGACGGGGACGCAUACUCAAAAUCCAGUUUAUUCAAGGAUAACGCUCGCCCUUAUGGAAGAUACCGGAUGGUAUAGCGCGAAUUACUCGAUGGCACAAGAAUUAGGAUGGGGUAGGAAUCUUGGCUGCAAUUUUUCGAUGAAGUCGUGUAAGGAGUGGAUAUCUUCAAAAUCGUUUCGGUUGUCGGGAAAGUCUAUUCAUCCCUUUUGUAACAAAGUGAAACAAGAUCCAUUACAGACCGAGUGUACCGAUGACCGAAGUUCAGUGGCAUUGUGUAACUUGAUCAAAUACUCGCAACCUCUACCUAAGAAGUAUCAGAAUUUUGACUUUAUACCUCACGUGCCAGCUGGAGAGGAACAAUACUACGGUGGUUCGGUAUCUCUAGCGGAUUAUUGUCCAUACAUUCAAGAAUUUACGUGGAGAGCUCGAAAUAUAGUAGUUAGAGGCUCCCAUUGUCUCUAUGAAGAGAACAAUCCUCAUCCGGACAAAAAUUUUGCUUUAGAAAAAUACGGUCCACAUUCGAGAUGCUUUGAUCAUACGAAUCAAAUGUGGGAAGAAAGAACGUGUAAACAAGCUAGGCAAUGGCAACAUUGGGGUUCCGGAUGUUAUCGAUAUAAAUGUGAAGUUGGUAGAUUACAUAUUAUAGUCGCAAAUUACACGUACACGUGUUAUCAUGCUGGCCAAGAAAUCGCAAUCAGAAUAAUACAAAAUGACUGGCUUCAUAAAGGAGCUCUAAUUUGCCCUCCAUGUAGAGACAUUUGUCAGGCGGAAUUAAAAGAGAAACACGAAUAUUGCAAGCCGGGAGAUGAACAUCCACCGUCAACGUUUUAUCACAGAGACAAUUUGUAUUGUGCAUCCGCGGCAAAAUUUACAAAUUUAUCCUUACCAUUCCUUACUUUAAUUUAUUUCUUUGUUUUUAGAUGAUAUGUCGUGGAACCUAGGUAAUAUUUUCAUUGAUAUUAAAACUAGGUUGACAAAUUACAAUAAUCGUUGAAACGUCUGAAUUCGCAUUUUUGAAUUACGAUACGUACGUAAAUACUAGCUUAAUGCUCACGGGAAUAUCUUUGAAACCACGUACGUGAGACGUUUCGCGAUAUGAUUCGUAUCUGAACCGAGGUGACAAUUCCAUUUUCACCAUUUAUCGUGUAAAAAAUAUUUUCUUAACACAAUUUUAUAUAUCAGCAAAUAUAAAGAUACGCAAAAUACGAGUUUAAAGAUAACUUUAAACUCAUAUUUCAUAUUUUGCAUUUUGUUUUUGUUAAAGUCUCUGGAAAAAGAGACAGGCAAUAUAUCCUAUUUACCAUGGUUAAUGCUCGGUCCCCUGUUCGUACUCGUAAGGUUAAAAAGGCUACAGUCUCGAUGGUUUAUAAAAUGGCGAUAAUAUCUAUUUUCCGUAAAUCGUAUUCUGGUGUGUAUCUGUAUCCACAAUAGGUGGAUCCGCUCAAGACCGAGGGCCAUCUUGAUCAUCGCGUCUGCCUACUUUGUCGAUUGCCUCGUUACCCUCCUUCUCUCCCCCUUUCCCUUCCCUCGUCAACAAUGUACUCAAUCCCAUCUUCACUACAGUUAGCAAAUAGUUCAUUUUUCGGUUCACUGGCUUUCUCCAAUCUUACCUCCUUCUGAGUUGUGCAUCCCAUGUAUUUCCUCCCGAACCAGAGUUUUCAAUCCAUUAACCACUGCUUCGAAUGACCACUAUGACGACACUGUCCACUUGACUUGUCCGAUCUCUACUCGUAAAACGCGAUCUGUUUCCUUUCUUUCACUUUCUUUUUUUUUUUAUUGUUGAGGAGGAGAGAGGGGAGGGGGGUUUAAACAAAUUAUGCACUUCCAUCUGUUCCAAUGGGGGAUUCACCAAGGCCUAAAACGAAUUCGAUAUAUUCGUUAAAAAAUUCCUCCUCGUACGCUUCCCUUAAAUCGCAGAAAUAUUAGUUUGGAAAUAAUUAUAAAUUGAUCAAUUUCUCAGAUCUAAGUAAUCGAUAAUUUCAUUAUUAGUUUUAUUUAAAGUUUUAUUAUUAUGUCAUUAAAAGACAAUCAAUUAAUUAGGACUAAUAUAUCUGGCUUUUUAUUGAUAAAAUCGUAUUUGAAUAAUUCUUCUUUAAUAUCUUCUCUUUCAAUUCAUCAUUUGAUGUGAUAAGAAAAUCUAUUACACAAAUUUCAAUUACCAUUCAAUUUUCUUUCCGCCUUGUUAUCACUCGGAAGAAUACCGAAUAUAUAUAUCUCGAUAUUAUCCGUGUUUCUAUAUCAUUCUAUCGAUGCAUAUCGUCGCAUGUCACUUCCUGUUUAUAGCUAUGUUUAUCUCGAGUCAGUUGAUACUUCCUUUAAGGAAGUAGGUUAUCGUAUAUAUAGAAAAAGCUUCUCUCGAUGUUUGUGUUAAUAUCCGCUCGAUCGCUGUAUCGACGUCAUAUUUGCGUUUAUCGGCAAAUUACCGCGAUGAUCGAUCGUCAUCGAGGAAAAUAUUUUUCCUUUCCUUCCUUCAGGUAAUGCAAGUAAUAAUACAGUUAAUAAUUAUUAUACAACAAAAAUAAAUACGGAUGUUUAUUAAUUUCUCGGUUCGGUAGAACAUCUUCCUCGCUCUCGUCUUCGAUACAUACACAUAUCGCAAUGUUUGCCGUUCUAUUCUAUUGUUAGAAUAUUCUAUCGUUUCCUCUCUCUCUAGUAUCCAAAAUUUUUGCUUCUUUCGCAAACACAUAUCAGGCAAAAUUACCCCUCCACUCGAGUAUAGAUAUCUUUCAUCUAGAUAUUUCCACAUCCAACAAAAUACGCUAUUAUUUCGUAACAUAUCUACACUCAUUUUUUAUUUUUAGGCCCAUUCAAGUUUCACCCUUCUCACGACUCAUUUUGGAUAUCCGGAUAGUUCGCGUGUCCUCUUACUCGAUCUUACAACUCGUGAUCUCGAUAUAUUUCCCUUAGGCUCCUGCUCCACGGUUCUCCCCUUCAGAGACAUUGGUAUAGGCCUUCAUUCUCGGAUACCAACGUGAACAUAUUAAUCUCCAUCGCCCAUUUUAUCGGCUCGUAUCUGUUCAACGAACGCUAUACCUCUUUAGAAAAAUUUCACAGUAUCAGCCGAUCAUAUUGGAUAAUAUUGGACUGCCAUAACUUGUAUAUAGUCGAUGAAUCCUUCGAUAUUGUUGCUAAAGAAAGAUACAAAGAGUACAGCAGGGUUAAAUACGCUUCGUACCAUUAUCUGAUAUAUUUAAGAGGAAAAAAGGGGGGUCGCGUGUGUCUUUUACUUUUAAAAUAUAAGACGACAAUGUAUGUAGAGACAGGGAAAAAAUAUAACAUAUGAUGCAAUAUCUAUAUAAUAAAUGAUAUUUCAAUGAUAUUUUAAAAUAUUCAUACACAUAUGUUGUAUGGUUCCUUUUUUUCUAUCGUAAAAAUUAUUAAAAUUUUUUUAAAAAUCAAAUUUGUAAAUACAAUUUCUUUAAAUUUAUUUUAUAUGUUCUCAAAUAAAUAUAUGAUGGAUAAAAUGGAUCAUCCUGCAUAUACAGUAAUUCUCGUUGAUAUAUUUCAAGUAUUUCAAAUAUGUAAUGAUAUAUAAUUACCUAUAAUAAUUGUGCCGCCCAUUUUAUUAUUAUUAUCUUUUAUAAAUAUCGCUUUUCUUUUAUAUUUUUAAUUAUUUUUCUAGUUAUAUAAGAAUCUUGCUUUAUGAAUAAAUCAUUUUUAUUGUUGAUUAGUAGUGAACCGCGAUGAAUCGUUAUAUAUAUAUAGAAAAUAUAUAUAUCAAAAUAUGUAUAUGUACGAGUGCCAAUAUUAUCUAUUUUUUGUUUAAAUAACAAUUUUAGUUAUCAAUUAAAUACGUAUAAUAUUUUACGAUUACGAAUAAUCCUUAUUCAUCUAUCAUUUGAAAAUUCUUACAAGUUACAAUUCAACAUUCAAUAUAACUUUUAUAUACGUACAGUAAUUCUCGUUGAUAUAUUUCAAGUAUUUUCAAAUAUAUUUAUUUCUACAAAUACAUAUAAAAAAAAAGAUAUACGAAAUUUCAAAAAUCACAUGAUAUUAUAGUCAUAAUUUUAUUUUCUAAACAUAACAAAUUAAAUUUCUAAAUUUUUUUUCUAAGAAAUAGAAUAAUCCGCAUCGCGAAAUUUCAAAAUUUAUUACGAUAUAUUUUUUUUAUUUCAAAAUAUGAAUAAGGAUUAAAACUAUUUAAUGAUUAUAUAAUGAUUAAAACUAUUGGCAACAAUUUUUCAUUGUCACCUCGGAAAUAUUUAUAAAUAUGAAAACAUUGAAUUAUUAUAAACGAAUAUUAUAAAAUUAUAAAAUUGUAUGUAGUUCGAUCAUUGAUAUUGAACAUCUAUAUUUAUUGUUUAUUUCUUAAAAACAAACGCGUUCGAACUUGCUUCACGAAGAAUUGUGCGAUGAAAGAAGGAAGAGUUAAUUUUUCUACGAGAUUAACGAAAUAUAACAUGAAUUUGCUUUUAUAAUGCAAUUUUAAUAGAUUAUGAUAUCAUAUCUAUAAAAAAUAUAAGAAUAUUAUAAGAAAUCGGCAAAAAAUGGGAACAUCUUGAAAAUAGAAGUGGAAUUGUUUUAAAAGUGCGUGUAACACGAGUAUGGAUCAAAGUAUGGAUGAUAAGUGAUUAUUUCUUGGAAAUAAAUAUCAGAGAAUAAGAUGUAAAUAUUAAGACGAAAUAAUAAUAAUAAAUAAGACAAUGUAGAAAACUUUUAUGAACGUAAGAAGAAUACGUAUUACGUAUUUCAUGCGUGAUGUAAUUUCUAUUAUCGCUCGUGUAAAUGAAAUAAUUAUAUGAAAUCUCUUGUUUUUUUUUUUGUUUCUUUUUUUUCAUUAUAUUUAUACACGAAAUAUAAACAUUUUGUACACAUAAUUUUUUAACAUUCCAUUAGGUACAAAAUUUCAAAAAUUCAAAAUUAUAUAAUUAUCAAUAUGUAAAAUAUGAAAUAAUUAAUAAUGAAAGAUUUAAAAGAUUAAAGUGAUUUAUAAAUAUAAGAAUAUAAUGUUUAAAUCGCGUUAAGAAUCCUUAGUAGUUUAAGAAAUCUAAUAAUAUGUUAAUAUCUCGAAAAAUUAAAUUAUCGAGGUGGCGUUUAUGCGGAUAGAAAAUGUAAUUUAAAAUUUUGAAUUCGACAUCAUUUUAUCGAUCGAAAGUUUCUUAAUCAGCAAAAUGUAAUCAUAAAAAAUAUAUACGAACAUAGAAAAUUAUAUUUUGAAUUAUAGAAAGAAAAACUUUUUUGUUUUUUUAUCAAUUUGCGAAUUCAAACUAUUUAUCCGAUUCGAUCUAAAUGUCGAUGGACGAUAGAAUAUUUGUCAUCGCAGAAAAUUGAAUUAAAAAUCUAUUGCUGCAUUUAAAUCGGAUAUAAUUCCAAGUGAUAAAGCUUUAUUCGACGUAUCAACGUAAUAAAAUGCCAUUUAUUAUUAUAAGUAACGAAAUCUUCUGUUCAUAUAACGAUAACCUAUAUUUUAAGACCAUUCUCAGGGUCUAAUAUUUUCAACGCAAUUUAAGCAAAUUUUCAAUUAUAUUACUAUCGAUCGUUAUUAUGUUUAAUUAAUUAAGAAUAUAUUCAUGGAAAAUACAAUUUGAUACAUUUAUCAUUAAAAAUUCGUUAUUAAAUAUUUUUAUCGAAUUUGUUAUAUUUAAUCCAUAUUUGCGUACUUAUAGAUAGUUAUUGUACAAUUAUUUGUACGAAAAUAUUUUCAAAUAUUCUUAUAGAAAAAACGAUAUAUAGAUACGUAAAAUAUGGAUUAAAAUAACAUUCCGAGAAAAAAGAAAUUUAUAAAAAAUUUUUAUAUAUUUAUCGUAUGAAAUACUAUUGUCAAAUAUUUUCCUUCGCUUCUCACGAAGAACAAAAUAUGGCAAAAUAAUAUAUAAAUUUGUAGAAUUUAGAUCAAUAGUAAUGUAUAUCGUUAUGUACAAUAAUAUCUAUUAAUUAAUUUAUUUAUUAUAUUAAUUAUUAUAUACAAUUUGAUAAUUUUAUAUUAAGUUACAAUAAUUUAAUAAUAAAAUAAUAAUAAAUUAUAAUAUUAUUAGUUAAAAAUAACAAUCACAGCAUGAAAUUGUCGAAACUAUUUGACAGCCGCUAAGAAUAAGAAUAAGAAAUUUCAAAGCCUUAUUCGAUAUGCUAGAAAAUUUCCAAGAAAAAUCGUAUAUCCGGGGAUAUCAAUUAAACGGAAAUAGCUGUCAAUCGUUCCUGACGUUCGUUGCCGCUGUGAACACGUGCCGAUGUAAAAACAAAUCUAUCCAUCUAUUAUAUUGUAUAAAUCGUUUUGUAAAUUGUAUAAACUUAUUCUUGUAAAUAAAUAAUAUUGUACAAAAUGUAAAGAGAA